AUAUGGAUGGAGGGAUUGUCUUUUGUCUGUAGAUUUGGUUGUUGGAAUCGGCAAGGAAGGGAAAUAUCGAAAGAGACAGAAAUAAAAAGAAUGUGAGAAAGAAAAAAGAAAAAGAAAAGAAAAGAAGUGAAGAUGGAGGGAAUGAAUGAGACGGUGGAAAUGAUGAAGGCGAUGAUGAUGACGAGAGAAAAAAUGAGAAAGGCGUGAAUUCACGUGAAGGGAUAGGAGAGUGGGGUGAAUUAAGGAAGGUUGAGAACUGAAAAUUGAACAUCGGAAUCGGAUAGGGUAAGAGAAGAAGAAGCGGAGAUAGGAGUGUGCGCGUCCAAACCCAAGGGGCCUAAGAGGGGCUCUUCGUCGGAGGCGGUGGUUUUUUCCCCUCCGGAUUCCCCCGCCAUGAAGAGCCUCUUCAAGUCCAAGCCCCGCACUCCCUCCGACAUCGUUCGCCAUACUCGAGAUCUUCUCCGCCUCACCAACCGCGAUGACGACAAGACGGCCGAACUCACCAAAAACCUCCGGGAGAUGAAGUCAAUUCUCUAUGGAAACAGCGAAUCCGAACCGGUCCCCGAGGCUUGUGCGCAGCUCACUCAGGAAUUCUUCAAGGAAAACACCUUGCGUCUCCUUAUCCAAUGUCUUCCCAAGUUAAACUUGGAGGCUCGGAAGGAUGCCACUCAAAUUGUUGCGAAUUUACAGAGGCAGCAGGUUCAGUCUAAGCUCAUCGCGUCCGAUUACUUGGAGACAAAUUUGGAUCUCAUGGAUGUGUUGAUAUCUGGCUAUGAAAACAUGGACAUGGCUUUACACUACGGUGCGAUGUUGAGAGAGUGUAUAAGACACCAGAUUGUUGCUAAAUAUGUUCUGGACUCACCUCAUAUGAAGAAGUUUUUUGACUACAUUCAACUUCCAAAUUUUGACAUAGCUGCAGAUGCUGGAGCUACUUUUAAGGAGCUCUUGAUGAGGCAUAAAUCUACAGUUGCCGAAUUCCUUUCCAAGAAUUAUGAAUGGUUUUUUGAUGAAUAUAACUCCAAGCUGUUGGAAUCUUCCAAUUAUAUUACAAGGCGUCAAGCUGUCAAGGUGCUGGGAGAUAUGUUACUUGAUCGCUCAAAUUCAGCUGUAAUGACACAAUAUGUCAGCUCACGAGACAACCUAAGGAUUUUAAUGAAUCUUCUACGAGAGUCAAGCAAGAGCAUACAGAUUGAAGCAUUUCAUGUUUUCAAGCUUUUUGUUGCUAACCAAAAGAAACCAGCAGAUAUCAUCAGCAUACUUGUUGCAAACAGAAGCAAGCUUCUUAGACUUUUGGGUGACUUAAAAAUAGCUAAAGAGGAUGAACAGUUUGAAGCUGACAAAGCUCAAGUUAUAAGAGAAAUUGCAGCUCUUGAACCGAGAGAUAUUGCUUGAGCUUCAGAUUGUGAGGUGAGAAGGUGCAUUGCGACAUUUUACUUUAUAUAAUUGUCUAUUGAUAUAGUUCUUUUAGUCUUCAUCAAGAUGAGACCAACAUUCAACACAAUUCCAGUGUUUUCAUUCUGAAAUUUAAUUUCGUUUCUGUAAUUCGUAGAUAAAUAAAUAAAUUACUAAAAUUAGCUACACGCAGUAGCAGUAUAUGGCUUUCUGGUGUUAGAAUGGUUUACCUACCAGCUGAUUUAUAUAUUGUAUUCGGUCAUGUAAUAUUCUUACUCUAUUUGUAUGACAAAUUUCUUCUGUUAGUUCUUCA
Molecule: messenger RNA, 1705 nt
Organism: Vigna angularis (adzuki bean)
Lineage: Eukaryota; Viridiplantae; Streptophyta; Magnoliopsida; Fabales; Fabaceae
Product: putative MO25-like protein At5g47540
Exons: 11
Coding region: 394-1392 (332 amino acids)
Biological process (GO): intracellular signal transduction
Molecular function (GO): protein serine/threonine kinase activator activity
Source: RefSeq, a predicted model, not a curated record